This is a messenger RNA of Moneuplotes crassus, 842 nucleotides long. Lineage: Eukaryota; Ciliophora; Spirotrichea; Euplotida; Euplotidae. The record is from the annotation of a GenBank genome assembly.
CCAACGUUAAAAUGUCCGCAACGAUAAAUCUCAAACUUGCCCGCUAUAAGUUCUCUAAGUAUUUGUUGUACACCUGCUUAUGUCAGAAGUCAAUCAAAUCAUUGUCAUUCAAGCUACCGAGCCUUAAGAGCAGAAGGAACCCUAGUUUUCCAUCCAAGAGUCUCUUGAAUCAGAUUUUGUUCCGAAGCCUAGUAAAUGUCUUUAGGAGAUUUGAUACGAGGAAGAAGAAGGUUCUGAGUAUGAGUAAUUUUAAGAAGUUACUGGAGCAUUUUGAUAUUGAAUGAGAUAAACAUGAAAUCAAAGGAGUUUUUAAUAUGUUUGGGAGUGGAGAGAAGGAGUUUGGAGUAAUGGAAACUGUAAAUCAUCAGAUAAAGCUCGGUGAAUUUCUAAGUUUAUUCAAUAUACAAAUGGCAAAUAGCAGAAUUAAUUCUUCAAAAUUUGAGAUAACCGAGAGAGAAGAAACCACUAUUUUCUGUUACAUAAAAAUGAUGUUAAAGAACCAAAUAAAUCUUCAGAAAAAGAUUAAUAAAUUUCAAUGAGCUCUGAAGCUCUCCUUUGAUUUUGUCACUUUACUAAAGCUCUUCGGAUUCUCUCACAAGAAUCAAUAUAUUUCCAGAAGAGAGCUCAUUGAAAUGAUUGAAAAUGAUACAGGAGAAGUACUAGACCCUGAGGAUCUAGACCAUGUUUGUAGAGAUAUGGAAUUAUGCCAAGAAUUACCUAUAAUAGACUUGGUCCUAUCAAUUUAUGACUCUGAGAAUCGUGAAGAGCUACAGAAAUUAUCUUUGGUCACAGGCCCAUCUGAAACAAUGGUUUGUCAUGAAGAACUCUUUAAAUACCUCUAA